AUGGGCGUACGCUCGUUUGCCAUCGGAUACUCCUACAAAAUUAGGAAGAGCGAGUGCAUUGCUAAUGAGGCCUACUUUAGCAAUGUCUCGUGUGAUUUAAAGCCCAUAAACUGGACUCGAUCGGUAAUGAACAUGGAUUGUGAUAUUAAAGACAUUUUAACUGAUAUUAAGAUGACAGUAGAAGUCUUUUAUAAAGAUUCUUCAAAUCUUUACAAACCCUUUGCCGUCAAAUUUAGCUUUGAUAUUUGCCAACUUCUGAAAAAUAAAACGAAACGAUUUUUUUUGGAAAAGUAUGCCAUAAAUCAUUUGGAGACCUGGACUAACGUGAAUCACAGUUGUCCCUUUACGGUAAGCUUGACAACAUACUCUUUUGAAUAGAGACAAAGUUUUAUUUUACAGGGCCAUUUGUUUGCACGCGAGUUUCAUUUGGAUGAGGUGUCCUUGCCGACUCUUCCUUUGCAGAAUUACAAAAUUGCUUUUAAUUUUUCAGGUGCCAAGCCUUCAAAACAUUUGGGGUUGGUUUUCAUAUACUUCGAAGUGAUCGAGGACUAUUACAAGAACAAGCGCACUAAGCCACGUCCAAAGUAACUUGAUAUUGUUGGAAAUUCGUUAAAAAUCUUUUAA
Molecule: messenger RNA, 624 nt
Organism: Drosophila biarmipes
Lineage: Eukaryota; Metazoa; Arthropoda; Insecta; Diptera; Drosophilidae
Source: RefSeq, a predicted model, not a curated record